This is a messenger RNA of Drosophila rhopaloa, 3523 nucleotides long. RefSeq names its product DNA-directed RNA polymerase II subunit RPB1. Bases 670 to 2499 code for a protein of 609 amino acids. The transcript is spliced from 6 exons. The record is from RefSeq and is a predicted model, not a curated record. NCBI's taxonomy places the organism in Eukaryota, Metazoa, Arthropoda, Insecta, Diptera, Drosophilidae.
CGCGCGCCACACACUCGGCGUAUACGUAACGCGUCCCAAGACACGGCGGACUCCGCAUCGAACUGAGACCUCCGUCCGAGAAACGCCGCCGUGCUCCGAUCACUUGGCGUUUUGGUCCGGCCGCUCUUCGAUUUUUCCGCGCGAGCCUCGAAGAGAAAAUCGGAAAAGUCGGUGGCAAAGUGCCUCUCACGAGUGAACCAUUGUGAACUGUUCUUCGUGGGCACUAGAAUUUAAAAUUUAACGGCUUUUCGUGUGAAUGAAGGGAAGGUAAAAAUAAAACAUUUUAAUUCAAUAAUAGAUUGCAAAAGCGGAAUAUUAAACUUUAAAAAAGGCAACAGUGAAAAAUAAAUAUUGGCAUUUUAAACGGACGUGUAAAAGUUUCCAAACUAAACAAACUAACGAUCAGAAACAAGGAGGACAAUAAGAAAACUGCAAGUGUGGCGAAAAUUGAUUCGAACAUAAAUAAAGGGCAGCCAAGCGUGGCCAGACAAGGACAACAAAAGCAAGAAGCCGAAGGAUUUGCGAUUGGCCGAAAAGGGAAAAUCAAUAAUAGCCACAUGUAAGAGGACACCGGGCAUAAGCAAUAUGGUGGCCACUCGGAAAGGCAUGGGGCAGACGACUCCUAGCCUCCAGUUGUUGCGGAAUAAGUAACGAAUUCAAGGGACUACCAUGUCGGACCGGUAUCCAGCCAGCUUCUACGAUCAGCAGCAGCAGCAGCAGCAGCAUCACCAGCUAGCCCACCAUCCACAUCACACGACCACCAUGUCGCACUAUCCGCCGCAGCCCUACAGAUCGGGUUACACCGGCUACCAUCCCUAUGGCUAUGGCUACGGGUCUUCUAGUGCUUCUUACAUGCCCAACUACUACCGCUAUGCGCCGUACGCCUCGCCGCACUACAGCCAGCACCACCAGGGGAUGUUCACGCCGGCUGGGCAGCAGCUAAUCCCCUCCAGCGUGCUGCACUAUCCGCCCAGGUCGCAUCCCUACCAGCAGCACCAGCAGCAAUCUCAGCCUGGCUACGAGCCACCUCCUCCCUUGCCAUACAGUUCUUCCGCCUCCUACCAGUCCCGUGGCUUCGGUGGCUACACGGGUCCCACGCCCCACUAUGCCCCGCCGGGCAGAUCCUCCACGCCGGCUCCAAAUCGCACAGUGCUGCCGCCCAGCUAUUUGGAACCACUUCGCAGCUACAGCGCCGAGCAGCAAUUGCUGAGCCAGCAGCAACAUCUCGCCCAGCAGCAAUUGCAGCAUCGCCCGCUGGUGGCCACACCAAAGCUCGAGGACCCGGACAUCGAAGUGGAGGCGGUGGCGGAGUCCCCCGCCCAGCGGUUGACCACAUCGCCGCCCAUGAUCAGCGCCACCGGAACGGACAGCGGCAUCAGCAAUUGCAGCACUCGGGCGCGAAGUGACAGUAGUCAGAGCACGCCCAUUUACAGUGGCGAGUAUCCGGUUAACAUGUCCGUGGAGUCCGCCUCCUGUGUGCCAUAUCACUGUCCGGCGGACGGCAGGGACUACGAGGAGGAGGAGCUCCAGCCACCGGCGAUGGCGGAGACCAGGAGGGCGGACACUCCGCUCGAUAUGCCCGAUGACAUAAGCGCCACGUCGCCACCAGUGGCCAGUGAUAAGGUGAAACCUGCGCCGCCCACUCCGCCCGAAGUUGCCAAGCGUGCGGAAAUCAAUUUGCAGCAGGAGACAGGAGUAAGGGCAGGAGCACCCUCCGAUGCGCCGACGACGCCGCAGGAUGCCAACGGUGAUCCAAUAAUCGAGCCGACCGACGAGAAGACAGGACAUGCGCAAAAUCCUGUGACGACCAACUGGAGUCCAACGCCACGACGCCCGCGCACUCCGCCGGCGCCCCAGAACUCGCCCAUUGGUUUUGGCCAGAAUGCGACCGUGCCACCCGCCUUGGCCCCUCUGCUGCAACAGCAACAGCAGCAGCAGCUGCAGCUGCAACAGCAGGCCAGCAACCUCAAGCGGUGUGCAACAUCUGGCAGGAAUCGCAGCAGCAGCAGCAUCUGCGUCAGCAGCAACAACCGCAUCAUCGAGUGCGAUCUCAUUCCGAGCAAGAAAUCAAAACGGAAGGCGGCCAAAAAGGAAGCUGGCGAGUGCGAGAACAUGGAGCCCGUUGUUAGGGAACAAAUUAGGGACAUCAAGCCUUUGCCGGGUUUCCUGCAGGCAUUCGGAUCCACUGAAAUCGGGCGUUUCUCCGAGAGAUUUCUGCAGACCCCCGAAUCGCUGAUGGAGCGAUUGACAGAAGAAUACUUAGUCAGUUCGCCCAGCAACUUCCCAUCUCAUCCAGCUGGAAGCUACAUAGAGCCCCCGGCUACGCCCACACAAAACUACUUUCCCUACGAGGAGCAGAACCAAGGCGGCUAUCCCAGGAAUCGAAUGCGAGGCUAUGGCUACGAGAUGCCGGACUACAUGGCGUAUGAGCGAUAUGCGGCCUACGGAGCCGGGAGACCAAGAGCUCGGUACGGGGAAAUCCGCUGCAACGGCUACUAGAUACGGUCGACCGAUGUUGAGCGGAUCAUAUAUAGCUUAGGGGUUAGUGUUGUUGUAGUCGUGCAUAGUCGUUGUCAUUCGAUAUUCUCUGUGUGUGCCUUUUUCGGUCAAAAUUGGACAAUGAAUUCCCCCGAAAAGUUGUUGUUGUCGGGGGCAUUGUUGGCAAUAAGUGCGUUCAAAAUUUACCACAAGAAAAAAACAAAAGAAACAAGAAGCCAAAAUAUUGUUAGAAAACCAUCUACAUGUAAAUGAAUAAUCAAUUAAGUAGUUCAAUGUAUUUUAAAUCGAAAGCGUUUUAAAUCGAUUCAGAAUGUAAGUUGAAAUCUUGUCCCACUGUACAUAAAAAUGCAUUUCGUAUAUGUAACUCUAGAUAUAGUCAAGCUACUUGGGCAGUUGGUAAAGGGAUCUAAAAGUUGUCGAGGCCUCCAGGAGUUAGGAGACAUUUUUUCUCAACUUCUACGUAAAUGUAAUGAACACUCAAAAUUGUUUACAGCACCGUUUCCGAUUGGAAACAUUUUACGGGGCACAAAAUUCCGAAAUCACCCCCAAAAAAAUAAAAAAAAAAAAGGAUCAAAAAUCUUACAUUUAGCAAAAAGAUGUGCCAUUGAAAAAUAUCUUUAAUUAAAAACACCAUAAUUUAGGAAUUACGUUUAUGUACAAUACAAAUACAAAUUAAAGAUUAGCUACGGUAAUCUAAAGCCGGAUAGUUAAUGUUAAAGCAAUGCAGUACAUUUUAGACUAGGACACUGACACACACAUAUACACAGAUACAAUUACACCCAUACAGAGACACACUCAAACCACCGCACUAAUUUGUACUUGGCAAAAUUGAUUUAUUUUCUAUCGAUUUACUAACAACUUAUUCAUUUUCGAAUCGAUUUCUUUGUUGCAUUGAGUGCCUUAAUUUAAUUGAAUUUAUUUCCAAUAUAUGUGCGUGAACAAAUAAACGUAACGAAUUUGUAUGAUUUACUUGUAGAGAAACAACCAAGUUCAGGUUUCAAAGGGGCCCAACAAAAUUUCAAAU